AUGGCGGCCUUGAUCAUCUUUGCGAUGAUAUUUUUGCUACUCGUGGUGGUCGGGGUAAUCGUUGCGCUCGUAUAUUUUACGUCCACCACUGACGACACGACCACAGCCAUAACCGAAACAACGACUACGGGCAGCACCAACACGGCCGCAGACUCUACUACUACUACUACUACUACUACUACUGGAGCCCUGACUAACCGAUCAUGUACUACUACUAGUGGUGGGAGCGGCAAUCGUCGAAUGCCGCGCCUUGGGCUCGGUGUGUACGCCGGACAAGAAGCCAGGGAACUGGAUGUGGGCUUUGAGUGGAGAUACUACACCAUGGCCGAGCUCAGCAGCCCCACCACCAGGGGCGAGUACAACUGGACGACCCUGGAAAAGGAUCUAGCUGGCGCCAAGUCCCGUGGCCGGCCAAUGGUCGUGCGGAUCCAGGACCAGAGUGGCACCAACUCUGGUGACGACCAAAAGUCUUUACUGCCCCCGUUCGUGAACCAGCCGAAGAAGCAGUUUGAGCUCGACUUUUUCACGGCGUUCGCGGCCAAGUUCGAUAAGGACACGCGGAUAGCGUACCUGCAAACGGGCUGGGGGUUCUGGAGCGAGAGCCACCUGUACCACGACGGCACCGACUAUAUCAAGCACGGGGUCAACUAUCCUUCGAAAGAGUACCAGGCCAAGUUUGUGGACCACCUGGCCGGCCUGUUCAAGUAUCUGACGUUUUCGUUCAGCAUUGACGGCGCGCUCAGCGGAUUGCCCCUGGACGAUCUCAGGUACGGGCAGCUCAACUUUGCCGAGCGCAACAAGACCCGGCCCAGCGGCGGCGAGUUCCCCGACUCGAUCAAGACGCCGUUUGGGGAUGCGGCGCUCCUGGAUCGCGUCAAAAAGUACAAUGUGCAGUACGUGUUUGCGAACCAGCAGCGCGAGUACCCGAACUGGGACCAGUCCGUGGCGGCCGUGAUGCAGGCAUGA
This is a messenger RNA of Sphaeroforma arctica JP610, 966 nucleotides long. RefSeq lists its product as hypothetical. NCBI's taxonomy places the organism in Eukaryota, Ichthyosporea, Ichthyophonida. The coding region runs from base 1 to 966 and encodes 321 amino acids. The transcript has 3 exons. The record is from RefSeq and is a predicted model, not a curated record.